AUGAACAUAAAACGGACAUUUACUGUAAAUGAUACUUUUUACCAAAGUUCUUUAAACGAGCAUUACUAUAAGAUAGAACAAUGGAUAAACCAUCAUUUAACUCAUUCAAGUAUUCUUAUAACUCCAUGUGAAUAUAACAAAAUUACUCAAUUCAAAGAUCUUCUUAACUCGAUAAAUCAAACAAACUCUUUUUCCUUGAAAAUAUGUCCGUUAAACUAUUUUUGCAACUCAAAAAACAGUUAUUCUUUUGAUUCGAUGAAAGAGUGGAUAAUUAUAUCGUCCCAAAUGCAUAGUAUCUUUGGUAGUGACUGGAAACGAAGUUAUUUAUUUUGUUAUUAUGAAAUCACAACAGACCAAUUAACUUCAUUAACGUUGGACUACAUUAGGUGUGCUAAAAUGCCUUUGUUACUUGCCAUGCCUCAAUACCAAAUAAAUGAAAUUCAAACAACAAUUAAGAAUAUAAUACCUUUUCGACAUACGAUUUCCUUUCUUCCAGAUAACAUUUCUUAUAAUAUACUAUAA
Entamoeba dispar SAW760 is the source of this 522-nucleotide messenger RNA. RefSeq lists its product as uncharacterized. The record is from RefSeq and is a predicted model, not a curated record. NCBI's taxonomy places the organism in Eukaryota, Evosea, Mastigamoebida, Endamoebidae. The coding region runs from base 1 to 522 and encodes 173 amino acids. The transcript has a single exon.